UUUCUCACUAUGGAAUUAUCAGAGCUUCAUUUCGUUUUGAUUCCUUUAAUGUCCCCCGGCCACCUUUUACCAAUGGCCGACAUGGCUCGCCUCUUAGCCAUUCACGGCGUCACCGUUUCGAUCGUCACCACACCUCUCAAUUCCCUCCGUUUUGCCUCCGUCAUCGAACGUGCCGUCGCCUCCGGCUUCCGGAUCCGCCUCCUCCACAUCCAGUUCCCGACAACCGAUUUCGGCUUACCGGAAGGCUGCGAGAACAUGGACCAGCUCCCUUCCCGCGACUUAAUCAAGAACUUCUUCAUGGCGGCCGCCGAAUUACAACAACGAUUCGAAGAGCUUCUCAGCGGGUUAAGACCCAGACCGAGUUGCAUCGUCUCCGGUAAGAAUCUGCCGUGGACGGUCAAAACAGCUCAAAGUUUCAACAUCCCCAGAAUUUUCUUCGACGGAAUGGGUUGUUUUCCGUUCACGUGUACUCAUAAUAUAGAGCUCUCGAAGAUCCAUGAAUCGGCUUCGGAGUUUGAUUCCUUUGUAAUCCCCGGUUUGCCUCACGAAAUCAAAUUAAAAAAAGCUCAGUUGCCUGAAAAUUUAAGCCAAGGCUCGAACGAUUUGAAGAAUGUAAGAGAUAACAUUCGAGCGACGGAGAAUAUUAGCGACGGAAUCGUCGUCAAUACUUUCGAAGAACUCGAAACCGAAUACGUUAAAGAGUAUAAACGAGUUAACGGCGACGAUAAAGUGUAUUGUAUCGGCCCGGUUUCAGCCAUCAACAAGCUGAGCUCCGACAAAGCAGAAAGAGGCUCAAAACGGUGUCGUUUGAAUUUGAAACUGAAGACAUGGCUUGACUCGAAGCAACCUGGCUCAGUGAUUUACGCUUGCCUCGGAAGCAUAUCGGGUCUCACAAAACAGCAGCUUUUGGAGCUCGGGUUAAGCCUGGAAUCAUCGAAGAAGCCAUUUAUUUGGGUCAUAAGAGAAAACCCGAAAUCAAAUGAAUUAGAAAACUGGAUUUCAGAAGAAAAAUUCGAAGAUCGUAUCAAAGAUCGAGGGCUUAUAAUCCGUGGUUGGUCCCCACAGUUGUGGAUCUUAUCACACCCCUCCAUUGGAGCUUUUUUGACGCAUUGCGGAUGGAAUUCGACCAUGGAAGCGGUUUCGGCCGGCGUGCCGGUCAUCGCGUGUCCAUUGUUCGCCGAGCAGUUUAUCAACGAGAGAUUGCUCGUCGAUGUGCUCGGGAUCGGGGUUAGCAUCGGCAUCGAGGCGGCUGUCACGUGGGGAUUGGAGGAGGAGUUCGGGUUAUUGAUGAAACGUGAACGAGUGAAAAUGGCGAUCGAGGAAGUAAUGGAGGAAAGUGAUGUUGGUGAAGAAAGGAGGAGAAAGGCUAAACGGCUUGGGGAGAUUGCAAAUAAGGCCAUUGAAGAAGGUGGAUCUUCGUACAACAACAUGAAAAUGUUGAUUCACUUUGUGCUUCGACGAACUAAAGAGGUGACUCGAACCAACUCUUAAUUCAUAUGAACACGAGUAACAGUCUUAUAUGGAUUUCAUCAUCAUACACCAAGCAGCAAGUUGCAGUCUUAUCAAUAUGAAGGCAUAUAUAUAUAUAUACAAUCAACAACUAUCUCGGGUCGUUUUCGUCAUCCCACCGGAGAUGUUUUAGCUGCGAGAAGAAUGAGAUCUCGCCGGUGGUAACUAGUCCGGAGCUUCUUGUACUUCUGCACAAAGGUCCCGAUAUCAUUGCAUCUACAAGGAAGUGAAACUAUCUUCGAGUACUCGUAUCUAAAUCCGUAUAACGUAGCUAAUAUACUAUUAAUAUGUACCUUGAAGCCUAUGCAUAAACGAUGCACGGGAGUAGAACUUCAGAGUUUCUUCUUUCUGCCUCUCGAGCUCGUUUAGUUUUUCCUGAGCCGCCGCCAAUUCAGUCGUUCGGAUAAUUCUGCACUGCAAUCACACGAAAGAAGAA
Hibiscus syriacus is the source of this 1945-nucleotide messenger RNA. RefSeq names its product UDP-glycosyltransferase 73C3-like. The transcript has a single exon. The record is from RefSeq and is a predicted model, not a curated record. Lineage: Eukaryota; Viridiplantae; Streptophyta; Magnoliopsida; Malvales; Malvaceae. The annotation marks the transcript as partial. Gene Ontology annotation, molecular function: UDP-glycosyltransferase activity.